UUUUUUCGAAAUCGAUUGUCUCAACCCUGCCUGUCAACGUUGUUAUCAGAAUCGUUGUCAGCAAAAUAUUUCAUAAGUUUUCUUUUUUUUCGACUCAAACACAAUUAACUAAUACGAUCACAUAAAAGAUGCUGCACGGACAGUUGAGAAACAAAUUUUUGCUGACGAUUUGAGGACCAUGAUAUUUUCCCGUAGAAAAAUGAAGCAAAUGGUUCUUCUGUGCAUUGGACUGAUUUUUGUGAUUUGCAUCUAUAAAACGUUCGUGACGACGGAAUCAAUCCAUGUACCACAACCCGAACCGCAAGCGAGAUCAAUUAAAGACAACAAUCAACAAUUUGACAAUGACAACGAACUGGAGCGAAGAUACCACACUGAACUGGCAGAAACCAAAUUGAAAAUCAAAGAACUAGAACUGAAAAUCCAAUUGUUAGAGGAUCGAAUACCAAAAAAGUAUCCAGAUGUGACGUACUUGAAUUACAAAAAUCGAAAACGAAUUUUGAUAACUGGUGGAGCCGGAUUCGUUGGCUCCCACUUGACUGACUAUUUGAUGAUGCAGGGCCAUGAGAUCAUUGUGGCCGAUAAUUUUUUCACCGGCCGAAAGCGUAACGUUGAACACUGGUUCGGUCACGAGAAUUUCGAGCUAAUUCAUCACGACAUCGUCAAUCCUUUGUUUAUUGAAGUGGAUGAAAUUUACCAUCUGGCCAGUCCUGCCUCACCACCGCAUUAUAUGUACAAUCCCGUCAAAACGAUAAAAACCAACACGAUGGGAACUAUCAACAUGCUGGGUUUGGCUAAGCGUGUCGGAGCUAAAGUCCUUAUAGCGAGUACAUCGGAAGUGUAUGGCGAUCCAGACGUUCAUCCACAGCCCGAAACGUAUUGGGGUCAUGUGAAUCCGAUUGGUCCACGGGCGUGUUACGACGAAGGGAAACGAGUGUCUGAGACAUUGAGCUAUGCGUACGCUAAGCAGGAAAAUGUUAAAGUUCGAGUGGCACGAAUAUUUAACACAUACGGACCGCGAAUGCAUAUGAACGACGGUCGAGUGGUGUCGAAUUUUAUUUUACAAGCACUACAAAAUGAAUCGAUUACUAUUUACGGAAAUGGUAAACAGACAAGGUCAUUUCAAUAUGUAUCUGAUUUGGUCGACGGUUUAGUGGCACUGAUGGAAUCAAAUUACACUCAACCGAUAAACAUUGGCAAUCCAGUUGAGCACACGAUCGAAGAAUUUGCUGUCAUAAUCCGUGAUUUAGUUGGUGGCAAAAGCAAAAUUCAAACAAUGGCAGCCGUCGAAGAUGAUCCACAACGACGUAAACCUGAUAUAACGCGGGCGAAGAAAUAUAUUCAAUGGGAGCCAAGGGUUCCACUAAAAAUUGGUCUUGAAAAAACCAUCGACUACUUCCGCAAAGAGUUGGAUCGUUCGAAUCAUUCGCAACGAAAUGUAUUCGUACCGCAGAAUGAUAAUUCCUAAUCUAGUCUUGAAAACAAAUCAAAAAAAAUGAAAAUGUGCAAAAUAGAUGUAAAUGUAGUAGAGAGAUCUUGUAAAAAACAGAAAAAAAAACGAAAUUUAAAAUAGAAAAAAAGGUUUAAAUGUUACCGAAUGAAUGGGGAUUGAAAAGUGCUUAGC
Molecule: messenger RNA, 1621 nt
Organism: Bradysia coprophila
Lineage: Eukaryota; Metazoa; Arthropoda; Insecta; Diptera; Sciaridae
Gene: Uxs
Product: UDP-xylose synthase
Biological process (GO): D-xylose metabolic process
Cellular component (GO): cytoplasm
Molecular function (GO): UDP-glucuronate decarboxylase activity; NAD+ binding
Source: RefSeq, a predicted model, not a curated record